Molecule: messenger RNA, 1153 nt
Organism: Sceloporus undulatus (fence lizard)
Lineage: Eukaryota; Metazoa; Chordata; Lepidosauria; Squamata; Phrynosomatidae
Gene: HMGB2
Product: high mobility group box 2
Exons: 5
Coding region: 160-792 (210 amino acids)
Biological process (GO): regulation of transcription by RNA polymerase II
Molecular function (GO): DNA binding, bending
Source: RefSeq, a predicted model, not a curated record
CGGGCCGUAGAGAAGGAGAAGAAAAAGCGCUGUGCGGAUCAAGUUGCUGUGGCGGGCAGGACUGUGGAAAACAAGAGGCUAUCCAAGUGCGUUGGAAGCGACCCAUUCGCGGCUGUGUUGAAGAGGGAAGAGAGCCAGCGUCGCCGCUAUCAGGAAGCCAUGGGCAAAGGCGACCCCAACAAGCCUCGGGGCAAGAUGUCCUCGUACGCCUACUUCGUCCAGACGUGCCGCGAGGAGCACAAGAAGAAGCACCCGGACUCUUCGGUCAACUUCGCCGAGUUCUCCAAGAAGUGCUCCGAGCGAUGGCGGACAAUGUCUGCCAAAGAAAAAUCCAAGUUUGAAGACAUGGCAAAAGGUGACAAAGCUCGAUAUGAUAGAGAGAUGAAAAACUAUAUUCCUCCUAAAGGAGAGAAGAAAAAGAAAAAGGACCCAAAUGCCCCCAAAAGACCACCAUCAGCUUUCUUCUUGUUCUGCUCUGAACAUCGUCCAAAGAUAAAGAGUGACCAUCCAGGAUUGUCUAUUGGGGAUACAGCAAAAAAAUUAGGUGAAAUGUGGUCUACGCAGACAGCAAAAGAUAAACAACCCUUUGAGCAAAAGGCAGCAAAACUAAAGGAGAAGUAUGAGAAGGAUAUUGCAGCAUAUCGUGCCAAGGGUAAGAGUGAUGUAGGGAAGAAGGGUCCAGGUAGGCCAACAGGUUCAAAGAAGAAAGAACCAGAGGAGGAGGAAGAGGACGAAGAAGAAGAGGAAGAUGAAGAAGAGGAGGAGGAUGAAGAGGAGGAGGAUGAAGAGUAAAGUUUAACCUGGUGUAAAGAUUUGUGCUCAAAAGUCCAUGAUUUUGCUAAGAAUGUGAAGUCGAGUGCAGCUCAUUGUUAGCUUCAGUAUAAAAACUGUACAGAAUUGUGUAUAGGUAAUAUGAUUCUCUGUAGGGAGAUCUGUAUUCUAAUGUAAGUAGUAGCAAAAGGCCACUACUGAUAGAUUUUAACGCUGAUAUUGGCAAAUGUUCUGGCAUAUUUAAUGGUUCUUUGAAAUUCAGUGACUGCUUGAUUUUGAGCAAAGUAAAACAUUUGUAGUCAAAUAGUCAACCUUGUCUUGCAUACUAUUGCAUUGUAUUACUUUUUUAAAAACAAUUUUAUAAUAAAAUGAUGUACAUUAA